UCUACCAAGGGCGAUAAAGUGAGACUCUGUCUCUAUAAAAAAAAAAAAGUGGAAGGACUGAAAUGAAUUCUUCAUUAAGUUUAGUCCAAACUCAGUCUUUUUUUCUAACCCUGUCUAAUAACUAGAAUUGGAUUUUUCUGCACUUUGUCUGCUCUAAUGUCUAACAGUGACCUUCACCUCCAGGCCUUCAAGAAAUACUAGUGGAGCAAAUGUUGAAUAAGUGACCAUGUGGUCAUUGCCUUUCUAGGGCUUCCUGGUGUCUCUGCAGAACCUCUUUGUCUGGCCACAUUGUGAGGCUGCAGAAUCUCUCUUCACAGCCCAGCCUACCUCUCCUCAGUUGCCUUGGUUGGAGCCUCUGGACUCCCUUCCAGCUUCCGGGAAAGUGGAGUUGUUGGCAAGACAGACUGAGAGUAGAAGCCCAGAGAGGACAUGCCUGCUGAUGGGAGUUUAUCCCAGAGGCCCCAGGUCCUGGGUCCAGAGGAGCAGGACAGCCUGUGUGAGAAUUCAGUGUCAUUUGAAGACGUGGCCGUGGACUUUAGCAGGGAGGAGUGGCAGCAACUGGACCCUGCCCAGAGACACCUGUACCAGGACGUGAUGCUAGAGAUGUACAACCAUCUCUUCUCAGUGGGGUGUCAUAUUCCCAGCCCAGAAGUCAUCUUCAGGAUAGUAAAAGGACAGGAACUAUGGAUGGAGGGGGCCGAACUCCCACCUCAGAGGGAUCAUGAAGGGAAGUUUGGGCUCACAACCCCACAACAGGAAAUUUCUGAGAAAGCUUCUGUGGUGGGUGAGGUCACAAGAGAUGGUUCAUGGUGUUCCAUUUUAGAAGAACUUUGGUGGGAAGCUGACCAAACAAAGGGAGAUCAGCAAAACCAAAUUCCACUCACAUGUCAUGGUGGUGUCUUCAAUAAGAAAACAUUGAACACAGAGAGAGAUCAUGAAGAUAAGAACUCUGAGAGAAUCAUUCACAUGAAGCCCCACCUUCUUUCUUCACAAAGAUCUCAGAAAUGUUGUUCAUUUGCAAAAAGUUUGAAGUCUAACCCAAAAGUAAAUGGUCAAAAUCAAAGCAAUGCUACACCACAACUUGAUGACAUUGUUGAGUGUGGUCAGCUAUUCACCCAGACCUCUUCCAUGGCUUGUAGCAAGAAUAUUCAUACAGGAGAGAAAUUCUGCAAAGAUAAUCAAUAUAGAAAAGUCUGUGGCCAUAAACAGUCACUCACACACCACCAAAUUCAUGCUCAGGAGAAGCGAAAUGAGUGUACUGAAUGUACCCAGAUAUCACACCUCACCCAGCAGGGGAUUCAUAAUGUAAAAAGCAUUCAUGAAUGCAGCAAAUUUGGAAAAGCUAUCACCCUACAACCAAAACUCAAUGUGUCUCUAACAGAACAUACAGGUAAUAUACCCUAUGUAUGUAAGGAAUGUGGGAAAGUCUUUAUUCAGAAAUCAGAAUUAAUUACACACCAGAAAACUCACACCAGAAAGAAGCCCUAUAAAUGCCAUGAUUGUGGAAAAGCCUUUUUCCAGAGUUUAUCUCUCUUUAGACAUCAGAGAACUCACAGUAGAGAAAAACUCUAUGAAUGCAGUGAAUGUGGGAAAGGCUUUGUCCAGAACUCAACCCUUACCAUACAUCAGAAAAUUCAUAGAGGUGAGAGACAGUAUGCAUGCAGUGAAUGUGGGAAAGCCUUCACCCAGAAGUCAACACUCAGUUUGCACCAGAGGAUCCACUCAGGGCAGAAGGCCUAUGUGUGUAUCGAAUGUGGGCAGGCCUUCAUCCAGAAGGCACACCUGGUUGUACAUCAAAGAAGUCACACUGGAGAGAAGCCUUACCAUUGCCAGAGCUGUGGGAAAUCCUUCAUUUCUAAGUCACAACUUGACAUACAUCAUCGAAUUCAUACAGGGGAGAAACCUUAUGAAUGCAGUGACUGUGGAAAAACCUUCACCCAAAAGUCACACCUCAGUAUACACCAGAAAAUUCAUACUGGUGAAAGACACCAUAUAUGCAGCGAAUGUGGGAAAGCCUUCAACCAGAAGUCAAUACUCAGCAUGCAUCAGAGAAUUCACUCUGGAGAAAAGCCUUACAAAUGCAGUGAAUGUGGGAAAGCCUUCACUUCUAAGUCUCAAUUCAAAGAGCAUCAGCGAAUUCACACAGGUGAGAAACCCUAUGUAUGCACUGAGUGUGGCAAGGCUUUCAAUGGCAGGUCAAAUUUCCAUAAACAUCAGAUAACUCACACUAGAGAGAGACCCUUUGUCUGUUACAAAUGUGGGCAGGCUUUCAUCCAGAAAUCAGAGUUGAUUACUCAUCAAAAAACUCACAUUGGAGAGAAACCUUAUGAAUGCCGUGACUGUGGAAAAUCAUUCAGUAAAAAACCACAGCUCAACGUGCACCAGCGAAUUCACACAGGAGAGAGACCUUAUGUGUGUUCUCAAUGUGGGAAGGCCUUCAACAACAGGUCAAAUUUCAAAAAACACCAAACAACUCACACCAGAGACAAAACUUACAAAUGUAGUUACUCCGUGAAAGGACUUACCAAGAAAUCAAUUCCUAGUACAUCAGCAUAUUCAUAAAUGAAAUAUACUCAACUGAGUCUCUAAUUGUCUGUGAUAGAAUUAGUGCUCCAGAAAAACUCUAGGGAUGCUUUGUGUGUGUUAGACACAUCAUGAAGUCACAUGUUAUUUUUCAUAAGGGAAAUUACUCAGAAAAGAACUUUUAAUAAUAGAAGUAUCCUUAUUUGUACUUGCCUCAUCAAGGAUUAUAAAUUUCAUCCUGGGAAGAAACCCUGACUACUGCAUUGAGAAAAGCCCUUCUGUAGGAAAUUGUACAAGACAGAUUACUACCAGACUAUAGGAAAGUCCUGUUUACUGUUGGAUAUCAAUAUUUUUAAGUGCCAGCAAAGUAAUGACAGGACAGUAUUCUGUACACACAUGGGUGUCUUAUGUAUACACAUACUCUGUUUAGUAUGCCUUAACUAAAAUGCUUGAGACCAGAAGUGUUUUGGAUUUUGGAAUAUUUGCAUUAUACUUACUGGUUGAGCAUCCCUAAUCUGAAAAUCCCAAACCCAAAAUGUUACAAUGAGCAUCUCCUUUGAGUAUCAUCUUGGCACUCAAAAUGUUUUUUUCAAAUUUUUGGAGCAUUUUGGAUUUUCAAAUUAGGCAUAGUCAACCUGUAUGGAUAUUUAUAUCUGUAUAUAUUUAUAUACAGAUUUAUAUGUAUAUGGUCUGCUCAGUAUAUAUGCAUUACGUGUAUAUGUAUGUAUAUCUAUGUAUGCCCUCUGUUCAAUAGGGUUUGCCUAAGAAUUCACUACCAGGAGGUGUAGGUAGAUUAUGGUUAUUUUAUUAAAGAAUCUAAUGUAAUUGUGUUUAUCAAAUUUAUUCACUAUUGAAUAUUUUGUAUCAUGAGGUAUCAUCAAUAAUUAUUAAUUCAUCUAUUAUGAGACACAUGAAUGUACAGUAUAGUUUUUGGUUAAUGCAUAAGUGAGAUUCUAUAUUUUUUGUUUGUUUGUUUUUUAGAGACAGAGUCUCACUUUGUUGCCCUCAGUAGAGUGCUGUGGUGUAACAGCUCACAGCAACCUCCAGCUCUUAGGCUUAGGUGAUUCUCUUGCCUCAGCCUCCUGAGUAGCUGAGACUACAGGCGCCCACCACAAUGCCUGGCUAUUUUUUGUUGCAGUUUGGCUGGGGCCAGGUUUGAACCUGCCACCCUGGUUAUGUGGGGCGGGCACCCUACUCACUGAGCCACAGGUGCCACCUGAGAUUCUAUAUUGUAUCCUGUCUUUAUACUGAAGUUUUUCUCUUCUUUUAUGGUUAACUCAGCUCUACCCUCCCUUUUCUUCCAGUCUCCAUUGUCUAUGGUGGGCCACUUCAUAAUCAGGGCCAACCGUUUAGUCCCGGACUUGUUCAUAUUUUUAUACAAGCUGCUAGUUAUACACAAAAGAGUGAGAAAACCAUGGCCGCUGGCCAAAUCUGGCUUAGCAAUUAUUAUUUUUUUUUAGAAUAAAGUUUUAUUGGAACACGACUGUGUUCAUUUGGAUAUGUAUUAUCUGGGGCUGCUUUCAUGCUUCACUGGCAGAUUGAAGUAGUUGUGGCAACUGUUGAGAUCAUAUGUCCCUGUAUCUCUGUAGUUGAGAUCAUAUGGCCCUCAAGUUGAAAAUGUUUACUGUCUGGCUCUUCACAGAAGUUUGACAACUAGGCCUAGAAAGGUUAUAUAACUUGUCGGUUACACAACGAGGAGAUGAUACUCCAGCAUCUGAACCCGGCAUGGUGGUCCAGGAGCUUCUGCCCUUAACUAUGGCAUCUGCUGGCAAUAGCUUCCAGUUUCUGAGCUUUGUGUUUACUGGGGUGCAGAAAACAGGCGACGAGAAAAAAGAAAAAGGUUAGGAGCAGUUCAGGAAGGCCCUGGGACACCUGCUCUGUACUGUGUCUUAUGCCCAGCAAUGCUGGAGGCCCAGAUUAAAUUCCCACUGAACUGGUGCAAUGGCUUAUGCCUAUAAUCCUAGCCCUCUGGGAGGCCAAGGUGGGGGGGGUCACUUGAGGUAGAAGUUUGAGAACAGCCUGAGCAAAACCAAGAGCUCAUCUCUACUAAUAAUAGAAAAAUUAGCCAGGCAUGGUGGUGCACUCAGAGGUUGAGGCAGGAGGAUUGCUUGAGCCUUAGAGUUUGAGGCUGCAGUGAGUUGUGAUGACACCACUGCACUCUAGGCGAGGCAAUAGAGUGAGACACUAUCUCAAAAAAGAAAUCCAACUGAAGUCCCAGAGGCAGAUUAUUAACCAGCACUGUGGAGGAGAGAGGUCAAAUAGGCUUCCCAGAAGAAGCACAUCCCAAGUGGCUACCUAGAUGGAGAUAGGUAGCAUGGUUGGUGAGAGGGGAUAGUCUUUUUUUUUUUUGAGACAGAGUUUCACUUUGUCGCCCUCAGUAGAGUGCUGUGGCGACACAGCUCACAGCAACCUCCAACCCCUGUGCUUAGGCGAUUCUGUUGCCUCAGCCUCCCAAGUAGCUGGGACUACAGGUGCCCACCACAAUGCCCACCUUUUUUUUUUUUUUUUGCAGUUUCUGGCCGGGUCUUGAACCCACCACCUCCGGUAUGUGGGGCCGGCACCCUGCUCCUUUGAGCCACAGGUACCACCCCGCCCAGCUAUUUUUUUUUUGCAGUUUGGCUGGGCCCGGGUUCAAACUGGGUAUAUGGGGCUGGUGCCCUACCCACUGAGCCACAGGCACUGCCCAAGAGAGGGGAUAGUCUUAAGGAAAAAAAAACAUCUGAAAACACUUGUCAGAAAAAGUUACUUUUCUGGCAGAUGGGAGUGUGCCAAAAGUUCAGUGGUAAGAUAUGAAGCUGGAAAGUCAUCAGGGGCCAAGUGGAAAAUGCUAGGAUGAAGGACUUGAGGGCUUGACUUUUACUAAGUCAGUGUUCUCAACCUUCCUAAGGCCUCCUAAUGCCAUGACCCUUUAAUACAGUUCCUCAUGUUGUGGUGACCCCCCAACCAUAAAAUUAGUUUUGUUGCUACUUCAUAACUAAUUUUGCUACUGUUAUGAAUUGUAAAUAUCCGAUAUGCAGGAUAUAUUUUCUUUGUUACAAAGGUGUCACGACCCACAGGUUGAGAACUGCUGCUCUAAGUGAUAAGAUGGUACAGAUAAUCAUAUUCUCUCCCCAGAAGCCCCAUGCCAACAACCCAAGGUCAUUUUCUCCAGAAUAUUAAUGUGAAAAAUAAAAUGUCUGCAAAGUAUCCCUGAGAAAGCUCAAAGUAUCUGUGAGAAAGCCCAAACCAUGCCAUUUUUUUUACAAUGAGGAGCCUGAGAUGGUGUAGGGAAAAUGCAGAGCACAGUGUCCAGCCCAAGCUAACUGCUCAUUGAGUGAUGUUAUUUCCCCCUACGUCCUUGCAGCACGUGUAACCUCUGGGCUUCUGCAACCCUUAGCAUCUGACACCUUCACAUUAGUUCUUCACUAUAUCCUGAGCAAGCUGGGAAAGGGGCUCCCACACAGCAAAUAAUAAUUAUUGAGUACAGAUCACUAGAGUUCAACCCUCCAGGCAG
Molecule: messenger RNA, 6016 nt
Organism: Nycticebus coucang (slow loris)
Lineage: Eukaryota; Metazoa; Chordata; Mammalia; Primates; Lorisidae
Gene: ZNF175
Product: zinc finger protein 175
Exons: 4
Coding region: 430-2562 (710 amino acids)
Biological process (GO): negative regulation of transcription by RNA polymerase II
Molecular function (GO): DNA-binding transcription repressor activity, RNA polymerase II-specific
Source: RefSeq, a predicted model, not a curated record